Molecule: messenger RNA, 471 nt
Organism: Geodia barretti
Lineage: Eukaryota; Metazoa; Porifera; Demospongiae; Tetractinellida; Geodiidae
Source: the annotation of a GenBank genome assembly
AUGCCGGAAAUUGAAAACAAGCUGAAUGAACUGGGCUACGAGCUUCCCCCGCCCCGGACGCCCGGGGCCGGCAAUAUCAUCCCCUCGGUCCGAACCGGAAACCUGGUCUUCCUUUCCGGCACUGGCCCGGGCCUGCCUGGGGGCGGUCUGUUGCACCGGGGCAAGCUGGGUUCGGAAGUUACCGUGGAGCAGGGCUACGACUGCGCACGGCAGACCAUGCUAAACCUGCUCACCAAUUUGAAGGGAGAGAUUGGCGACCUGGAUAAGGUGAGGAGGGUCGUCAAGCUGCUUUGCAUGGUCAACUCCGCACCGGACUUCGGCGACACGCCCAGGGUGGCCAACGGCGCAUCUGAUCUGCUGAUUAGCCUCUACGGAGACCGGGGCCGCCACGCUCGUUCCGCGGUCGGCAUGGCUACUCUGCCCGGCGGUAUGCCGAUAGAGAUUGAGAUGAUCGUCGAGGUAGAAGACUAG